GUUUCUGGCCGAGAUCGCGUAUCGCGUCCUCAACUCCUACCAGAGAGUUCUUCACGAGGAUCCUGUGCAACCAGAUGGGACGAUCCUCAAGCCAGAGCGCGACUACCAUAUGCAUGUUUUCGGAGAAGUGGCCCUUCUUUUCGUGGACGUCCGCGGCUGCAAGACUUUCCACUGGAAAGAAGAGGAGGACCACGAGGCGCCCAUGCUUGGCAAAGCCCAGUGGGCAGCGUUGGAGCAGGCUUUGUCGCCGGGUCUGGGCCUCAUAGCGAAGAAUCGCGAAGACAGCAACAAUGCUUAG
This is a messenger RNA of Symbiodinium pilosum, 298 nucleotides long. The record is from the annotation of a GenBank genome assembly. NCBI's taxonomy places the organism in Eukaryota, Dinophyceae, Suessiales, Symbiodiniaceae.